Molecule: messenger RNA, 339 nt
Organism: Musa acuminata AAA Group (dessert banana)
Lineage: Eukaryota; Viridiplantae; Streptophyta; Magnoliopsida; Zingiberales; Musaceae
Exons: 1
Coding region: 1-339 (112 amino acids)
Molecular function (GO): nucleic acid binding
Source: RefSeq, a predicted model, not a curated record
AUGAAUCGAGCAAUCCUAGAAGGCCUCAAGAAGAGGGUUUCGGGUGCACUUGGGGCCUGGGUGGAUGAACUCCCUAGCGUCUUGUGGGUGCUACGAAUGACCCUCAAGACUGCCUUGGAGGAAUCCCUGUUCAGCCUGACGUUCGGAACCAAAUCAGUCCUUCCGCCUGAGAUGGUGUUCCCGACCUUGUGCACCGUCACCUAUGAGCAAGACAACUCCGAGGAAGGCCUUAAGGCUAACCUGGACCUCCUUGAAGAGAGAAGAGCUGAAGCGCAUCUACGCACCCUGGCAUACAAAAAGGCCAUGACCCGAAUUUACAAUCGCAAGGUUUGCCUAUGA